Molecule: messenger RNA, 2786 nt
Organism: Cicer arietinum (chickpea)
Lineage: Eukaryota; Viridiplantae; Streptophyta; Magnoliopsida; Fabales; Fabaceae
Product: histone-lysine N-methyltransferase EZA1-like
Biological process (GO): heterochromatin formation
Cellular component (GO): nucleus; PcG protein complex
Molecular function (GO): chromatin binding; protein binding; histone H3K27 methyltransferase activity
Source: RefSeq, a predicted model, not a curated record
AUGGUGCCUAGAUGUGCGAAACCGAAUCAAAGCAUGCAAGAACAACAUGUAGAGGCAGCAACAAACGAUCGUCAAACUUUGGUGAACAAAAUAAAUUUAUUAAAAGAGAAAAUUCAAGAGGAGCGAAUUAGAUCAAUUAAAGAUAAACUUAAGAGGAAUGGGAAGAAUCUUAAAUGUGCACUUUCCUCGAUCAUGACAAUAGUGUUGAGAAAUGAUUCAUUUCAAAUUGAGGAAACUACUUUUCAAAUGCUUUCUUCAAGAGUUGACCAUCCUUUGUAUAAGUUAAGUGGUUUUCCUAAAGGUUUAAGAAAGAAUGAUCACAUUAACAAUGAAGACCUAUCAUUUGAAAAAAGUAUCAAGUUACCAUACAUCGAAAGGGUACCCCCAUAUACAUUUUGGUUACAUUUGGUCAGAAAUGAGAGAAUGACCAAAGAUCAAUCAUUUGCGGCAAGAAGAAACAUAUACUAUGAACAACGUGGAGGUGAAGCACUUGUAUGUAGUGACACCGAUGAAGAGUUAAAAGAGAAUAGAGAAGUUAAACACGACUUUUCUCAUGGUGAAGACCAAAUUAUAUGGAUGGCAUUUGAGGAACACAAUUUGACAAAGGAGGUGCUAAGUAUUGUUCAAAGCUAUAUUGGGGGUACCAAUUCAGAGAUUGAGGAGAGAUACAAAUAUCUCAAGGAAAAGGACCAACAUUCUAAAGAAAGUAUAGAAGAUGGAUAUAUUAAUAUUGACAUAUGUUUGGAAAAAAGUUUGAGUGCUGCUUUAAAUACUUUUGAUCAUCUUUUAUGUCGUCGUUGCUUGAUUUUUGAUUGUCCUUUGCACGGAUGUUCUCAACCGUUAGUUUAUCCCAGUGAAAAACAACAAAUUUGGAAUGAGCCAGAAGGUGACAGGAAACCAUGCAGUGAUCAUUGUUACCUUCAGUUAAUGGAUGCUAAUCUUUGUUCAAAAAAUUCAACUCAAGAAAAUAUAGAUGAGAUAUUGACACUCUCCAAUACAGAGGAGUGUGGUAAUCAAAGUAAAGCUAUAUUGGAGAAAGAAACAUGCAAUUAUGGGACAAAACCUAGUACAGCAGAAGUUAAUUGUCUUUUAGAUCUGAAUUUAGAUGUUGAUGUAUCAGAAAGUGAGGGAAAAGAAAAGGAAGUCCCAUAUGAAAUUGAAACGAAGCAAUUAUCCAACUCAAUGGAAAAGCUAUUUAAUGAUAUGCAUAGUAACUCAAAUUGGAAACCUUUGGAGAAAGAUUUAUAUUUAAAGGGAAUAGAAAUGUUUGGGAGAAACAGUUGCCUUAUAUUUCGGAACUUACUUUCUGGCUUCAAGACUUGCAUGGAAAUAGCUAGCUACAUGUAUGCUGAAGGGUCAAUGCCCUAUGGAUCCAUGGACGAAAAUGGAAAGUUUGAUACAAAGGGCACUGACCAUGAGAUGCCAUCAAAUUCAAGGUCAUUUAGGAGAAAAGGAAAAAGUAAGAAAUUAAAAUAUUGUACAAAGUCACCAGGCCUGCCAUCAAUGUGGAGAAGAAUUAGUGAAGGGAAAGAUGAACCCUAUAAGCAUUAUACACCAUGUGGAUGUGAAGGAAUGUGUGGGAAACAAUGUCCUUGUCUUCUUAAAGGAUCUUGCUGUGAAAAGUAUUGUGGGUGUGGCAAGCAAUGCAGAAAUCGGUUUAGAGGAUGUCACUGUGUUAAAAGUCAAUGUAGAAGUCGUCAAUGUCCAUGUUUUGCAGCAGCACGAGAAUGUGACCCUGAUGUUUGUCGAAGUUGUUGGAUUAGUUGUGGCGAUGGUUCAUUAGGGGAGCCACCUCAUCGUGGAGAUGGUCUAUGUGAAAAUAUGAAGCUUCUUCUAAGGAAAAAACAGAGGAUUCUUUUGGCAAAGUCCAAUGUUGCUGGAUGGGGAGCCUUCUUAAAGAACCCUGCCAACAAAAAUGAUUUUCUAGGCGAGUACACAGGUGAAGUAAUCUCUUAUACAGAAGCAGAGAAACGUAGUAAAUUAUAUGAACGUGCAGACUUCUCUUUCCUUUUUGACUUGGAUGACCAGUGUGUUCUUGAUGCAUAUCGCAAAGGAGACAAGUUAAAAUUUGCAAACCACUCAUCAAAACCCAACUGUUAUGCAAGGAUUAUGCAUGUUGGUGGAGACUAUAGAGUAGGGAUAUUUGCGAAGGAACGCAUUGAAGCUGGUGAGGAACUUUUCUAUGAUUACCACUUUAAGGAUAAUCAUAGACCACCUGCAUGGUUUCUUAAACUUUCAUCCAAUAAUAAUAAUAAUAAUAAUAAUAAUACUUCCAAGAGAAAAGAAUCUACAGAUUCUCUUGGCAAGCCAAAGAAACGCGACUCUCGUUGACCAUGGACUAUAUAAUUCACUACUAUACUUGUCUUGAGGAUUUAAAUUAUUGAUACUAACAUCAUCUCCAAAAUACAAUAAAAAAAACAUAUAGUGUUGGAGUUUAUAUAAUGAUGAUGUUGAUGACAUAUUUAUCAUUUUAUUUUAUGUUCUUGAUGAUAACUUUGGCAAUUUUAAUUUAAUGAAUGGGAUGAUUUUGACCAUUUCUAAUGGCAAGAUGUUUGAGUACCUUGUUUUCCAUUGAAAAUUUGUAUCUUAUCAUUUUUGUUGGCUUCCAAUUAGAUUGGUUAAUGAGUUAAGAAGGAAUAAAUGAAAAAGUUUUAAGGAUAAUGUUAAAGCAUGAGAUUUGAGAUGUUCACCCACAAUAUUUUGUGAUCUUUUGUUUUAUUUUGCUGUCCAAGUUACCUCUAUAUGAAGUAUGGUGACCCAUACUUGUUGGAGUGUUUUAAGACUUU